This is a messenger RNA of Fusarium sp. VM40, 255 nucleotides long. NCBI's taxonomy places the organism in Eukaryota, Fungi, Ascomycota, Sordariomycetes, Hypocreales, Nectriaceae. The record is from the annotation of a GenBank genome assembly.
AUGGUCCACCGCAUCGCCUUCUGGAGCCUCUUCGGUAUCGGCGCUCGCUUCUGGCAAAUGGGCAUCGAGAUGCGCCCCUUCUUCAACAGGUCAUCCCUGUGGGUGUACCCCGUGUACGCGGCGGGCGGUGCCAGCUUCGGAUACUGGCUGCAGGGCGUCGAUGACAGACAAACCGAUACUCUCUCAGAGCGAAAGGCGAUCCUCCUCGAGAAGCGGGCGCGUAAGGCGGAGCGGGAUGCUCAGGCUCAGGCUUAG